Molecule: messenger RNA, 1352 nt
Organism: Rhipicephalus sanguineus (brown dog tick)
Lineage: Eukaryota; Metazoa; Arthropoda; Arachnida; Ixodida; Ixodidae
Exons: 2
Coding region: 93-1352 (419 amino acids)
Biological process (GO): proteolysis
Molecular function (GO): aspartic-type endopeptidase activity
Source: RefSeq, a predicted model, not a curated record
AACAGACUGGCGACGAAGAUGGGAUCCGAAUUCCACUGGGCUACAAGACACCAUUAGCGGCGGUUCCGAAGCGCUGCGAAGAUACAGGCAGGAUGGCGACGUUGGGAAGGUUCGAUCAGUUCAUCGAGGACGGUGACGAAGAUUUUCAGUCCUACGUGGAGCGGUUCGACCACUUCCUGAAGGCCUCCCAGGUGAGCGACGACCUGAAGGUGUCAGUGUUCAUAACGGCAAUAGGAAAGAAGGCCUAUAAAACUCUGAAAACGUUGCUGGAGCCAGAAAAGCCAGAAAACAAGACGUACGCACAGUUAGUACAGACACUGAAAGAGCAGUACGUUCCCAAAACUUCCGUGAUUGCCGAGCGUUUCAAAUUCAAUCGUUGUUUCCAACAAGAUGGUCAAGCGGUGACAGCCUUCGCUGUAGAGCUGAAGCGGUUGGCGACAUCCUGUGAUUUCGGAACGUUUCUGGACGACGCUCUGCGCGACCGGUUUGUGGCAGGACUUUGUGACAAAGAAACACAAGCAGAGCUGCUAAAGACAAGCAAGCUGGCUUUUAAAGAGGCCUGCGAUAUCGCUAGGAGUAUCGAGUUGGCCCGGAAAGAAAGCCAGGAUUUUCAGCCCAAGUCGGCGCAAGGAAUGAUCAGCGCCCUUAACCACAAAACAGAUAGCGGGAAACGCCCACCACGCUGGAGAGAAGAAACUUCGGGGAUGCCUGCUGGCACCAGGGGGGCGGAACCACUGCACUGUUUCCGAUGCGGCUCAGAGCAUGAAGCAUCUAUCUGCAAAUUUCGCAAGUACCGUUGUCGGGUGUGUAAACGGGUUGGACACUUAGCGAAGAUGUGUAGGAACAGAGGUAGAGACGCUGCGAACGUGAUAGACGAGGAAAGUGACGCGGGUGAACAUGUGCUGUACAAUAUCUAUUCCUGUGAGGGGCGCACCAGACUCUACGAAAUUUGCCUGAAGCUAGAUCAGAAAAGUGUGCGCAUGCAGAUUGACACAGGGGCGUCUGUGUCAAUUGUACCAGAGUCACUGUGCAAGAAAUACUGGCCCAGCCUACCUUUAGAGCCAUGCAGUCUUAAGCUAAAAACCUACGGAGGCACUCCGCUGACGGUAAAAGGGAAGCUAAACGUUUCCGUAGAGCACAAUGGUCAGCACAAGCAACUUCCGCUAAUUGUCGUGAAAACAAACGAGAGUACUAACACUAUGCUGUUGGGGCGAUACUGGCUGUCAGCACUGAAGUUAGACUGGGCUAGUGUGCAUGGGGCAGUUAUGGAUGAGGAUGAAAGGACUUGCAUCGCGGCUAGCCGUACAUCUAAGACGAGUGCUGAUAGUCAGAGCUACAGAAAUUCGCGGUAG